Messenger RNA from Trichoderma atroviride IMI 206040, 471 nucleotides. RefSeq lists its product as uncharacterized. The record is from RefSeq and is a predicted model, not a curated record. Lineage: Eukaryota; Fungi; Ascomycota; Sordariomycetes; Hypocreales; Hypocreaceae.
AUGAAGGACAACGGAUAUGCGAUGCCUCCCUGGGAACUUUUAUCUCCCGCAGCUGCUCCUCCAAUCUUGACUUUUGAUGAGCCCACUCUAGAGAGAAUAUCUCUCGCGUCCGCCAACGAACCUCAAAACGACACAUACCCUUCUCCAGCAAUGGCACAGCCUAUUGGCCAGAUGUGCUCUCCAGAGGGCCAGUGGAACUGCAUGACAACUUCAUUCCAACGGUGCGCCAGCGGUAGUUGGAGUAUUGCUUUUCCGUGUGCGGCGGGGACAAUUUGCCAACCUUUUGGCUUGACGGACUACAUCACAAUCGAGUAUGAGCCGACUGCGAAUAACGGCCAAGCGGAUGAUGGGAGGACUGGGUGUGACCACGAUAGGGGUGGGAGAAGGAGUUUUGGGCUUCGAAAUACGCCUAAUCUGGUCUUGUUGUUUACGGCGUUGGUAGCGGGAGUUUUUUGGGGUAUCCUUGGGUGA